This is a messenger RNA of Maylandia zebra (zebra mbuna), 5404 nucleotides long. It is a transcript of the gene pcbp3, whose product is annotated as poly(rC) binding protein 3. Lineage: Eukaryota; Metazoa; Chordata; Actinopteri; Cichliformes; Cichlidae. The record is from RefSeq and is a predicted model, not a curated record. Gene Ontology annotation, molecular function: RNA binding.
GGCUUUUGGAGUCUGCCUCCGAGCGCGUGUGUGUUUGUGUGUGUGUGUAUGUUGGAAGGAGAAAAGAGAUAAAGAGAGAGAGAGAAAGGGAGGGAGAGGCAAGCGGCGUUUAUUCUCCCCCCUUUAGCCUCCCCGUCUCCCUGCUCCCUGUCACUCCAUCCUUCCUCCCCUCUCCUGGACCACCCUCCAGCCCCGCUUCGAGCCGGACCGAGACCCCCUACCACCCAGACCACCCCGGGACCCUUUGACUCUCCUCACUUCUCCGUCCCACCAGCCACAACCUCUGAGCAGGGAUUCCACUCGGGUCCUCUCCUCUCUCGGAGUGCUGUCUGUGAACAUCUCAACCGCACAAUAUCCACUUAACCCAGCUGCCACGCUUAAUUUGAUCUAAAUAAGCUUCUGCUGACCAGGCGCAGCAAAGUCCAUCAGCCAGACGUCCAGUCACCUCAUUCUGCUGAAAGGCUGAUAGCCACAGGUCACAUGACCUGGAAGAAAAAGCCUUGGAGACUUUUGGGAUCCCUCUUUGCAUGGACUGGUUAUCAACCUGAAGGGAAAUCCAAAGGCUGAUGAACUGAUCCGUGUCUGUGUGAGACCACAUUGCUCUGGUGUCCUAUAUGCACUGCGAACACACCACGCAGGGCAACUCUGGUGACUGGCUGGCUGGAAUACCACCGCACUCCUUCUCCUUCUGAGGACAUCCUACUGCUGGACCACCAGUUUUUCCUCCCCCAGCAUGGAGCCAACAAAAGUCCAGUCAGAGGGUGGCCUCAAUGUCACCCUGACCAUCCGCCUCCUCAUGCAUGGAAAAGAGGUUGGAAGUAUAAUUGGAAAGAAAGGAGAAACAGUAAAAAAGAUGCGAGAAGAGAGUGGAGCGCGAAUCAAUAUUUCUGAGGGCAACUGUCCAGAGAGGAUUGUUACCAUCACCGGACCAACGGACACCAUCUUCAAGGCUUUUGCUAUGAUUGCCUACAAAUUUGAAGAGGACAUAAUCAAUUCCAUGAGCAACAGUCCAGCAACUAGCAAGCCUCCUGUCACCUUAAGGCUUGUUGUGCCAGCCAGCCAGUGUGGCUCCCUCAUAGGGAAAGGAGGCUCCAAAAUCAAAGAAAUGAGAGAGUCCACAGGGGCCCAGGUCCAGGUAGCAGGCGACAUGCUGCCCAACUCCACAGAACGUGCAGUGACAAUCUCUGGGACCCCAGAAGCCAUCAUCCAGUGUGUCAGACAGAUCUGUGUGGUUAUGCUGGAGUCCCCACCAAAAGGUGCCACUAUCCCUUACCGCCCAAAGCCCACCUCCACCCCUGUCAUUUUUUCUGGUGGCCAGGCCUACACAAUUCAGGGACAGUACGCCAUACCACACCCAGAUCAGUUGACCAAGCUCCACCAGUUGGCUAUGCAGCAAACCCCCUUUACCCCUCUCGGACAGACCACCCCUGCUUUCCCUGGUUUGGAUGCCAGUCCACCAGCCAGCACCCAUGAACUCACCAUUCCUAAUGAUUUAAUAGGGUGCAUUAUUGGACGCCAGGGCACCAAAAUAAAUGAGAUUCGACAGAUGUCUGGGGCGCAGAUCAAAAUUGCAAAUGCCAUGGAGGGCUCAUCAGAGCGUCAGAUUACCAUCACAGGGACCCCCGCUAACAUCAGCCUGGCCCAGUAUCUCAUCAAUGCCAGGCUGACGUCUGAAGUCACUGGAAUGGGCACACUCUAGUUUCAACCCAUCUUUCCUCAGUGCAUCACAUGACCCUUGAGCGAAUGAAUGGCAUUGUACCUAAUUUAUUGGUUUCUCUGUGUUUGGUAUUUUUUAAGUGACUUUAACUUUGAUUAUUUAUAGUAUAUAGUGUAAACAUGUGUAUCUGCACUGUUGCUAGGACUCCUCACACCUCGUUUUACGUUUUUGAAAGGUUUUACUCCACUCUAGCAUCUUCCAUGCCAUCUCAUGCACUACAUCACUGUGUUGUAUUUCGCGUUUUAUAAGACAUCACCAUACUCGUUCUUUUGUAAUGCAGGCACCUGAAAGUAAACACAAAGUAAACCUAAGUAUUGGUUUAACAAUUUACAAUGAGGUUGUCCCUCCUCCAGCCCCACAUCCUUUUACACUGACCCAUUUUUUAGACUGCUAGCUGGGACAAUACAUUAAUCAACAUAAAAGUUCAGCAGCUAUAUCAUUUACUUUAUUCCAAAUCAUUUCACACUGAUUUCAUGAUUGAUGAAAUUAGUGCUCUACUUUGUGCCUGUAGACAUUUGCCUGUUCGUCCUAGCAUUGUAUGUACACUAUAGAAUGAUCUGCAUGACGCACAAACCAGACUACAUUUCACAUUCAUUUUCAAAUCAAACAGGUGGAACCAAACGGAAAUGGAAGAGUGAAAGGGAUGGGUGUAUCACUCUGACUCCAGUCUGAAAUGACCGAGGGUGUGAGCCAGAACAAAAAAAAAAAAAAAAAAAAAAAAGGAAACCGUGCUAAUGCAUAAAUAUUAGCCUUUCUGAGUUUCUCGUGAGACCUGACAGAAAGCUGGGAUAGAAAAAUGAAAAUAUAUCAAGAAAAUGACUGGAGCAACAAGUGAAAUUCAAAUGCAUGCGAUGAAUAAAGCCCUUUUUAUUCACCUAUACUCCACCACCAUAUUUACAUUAUUCAUGUCGUCAUGUCAUAGCUACUGUGUACAAGCAGCAUGGGCCAUAUGGAGCGAUUUCAGAAUUCUCUAGUGUAUAUUUGCGCUCACAUGUAGCUCAUGUAAAGAUUUCAUUGUAAAUCACAAGAGCUGAAAAGCUCAUGGGUAGUGUCCUUGAAGACACUUGUUACAAAGUGGUAGGAAGCAAGCCAUUUUAGAAACAGAAAGUGUAGAGUAUUACUGGUAAGCAUGCAUGAAACGUUGGGAUAUUGAAAACACUGAAAGCAUAUUUUUCAAUUUAAGUAUUUACACAUGAUUCAGUUGAUAGCCGUGCUUACAUACACGUAUGUAUAACUCUCUGCAGCUGCCAUCUAAUACAGAGAGUACUGUGGGUGACUGUACUGAUUUUAUGGUAUGUGUUCACAGGGGCGUUUCUGGAAGUAAGCAGCUGCACUCAGAACUUGCCACUAGGUAGUGUCAGUGUCCAUAUGAACAUCUGACAAUCUCCUACUGGAUUUUAAUUAUGACCCAUAUGCCAGCUUGCUUAAUUUGACCAACAUUAUAGAAACAGUGGGACCCAAGAAAUAAGCCAAGUAUAUCAUAUAUUUAGUUUCGCACCAGUUCUUUCUGUUGAAAGGUAAACACAGGAUAGUAGAAAAUAGCCACAACAAUCUGAAAAAUUGCUAUAAGCAAGCACUUAGCGCUGGUGGGGAGGAAAAACUCCCUUUUUGAAAGGAGGAAACCUCAGAUCCAAACUUAUGGAGGGGCAGUCAUCAGCAAUUAUUAUUUGACAAUGAUUAUGAAUUCUGGCAUGAGUUUCCAGGGCUGAUGAGUCAUGCCACUGUGGCGUUAUAUGUAUAAGUGCAUCCCUACACAUUGGGUCCAAAUUACUCCAACAAAAUGUCUACAGUGUUUCCAUUACUCCCACCUACAAUAUCUUUUGACUGGUAUGACACAUCACAGCACAUCAGGCUAAAAUAUUUUUCAGAAUAGAAAUACUUUCAGCUGCAUACAUGAUCCCUGGUGGUAAUAAAGAUAUGCUUAAUUGUUGUUAGGAUGAUGAAGAGGACCUGGCCCAAAAGGUUUGAGAAUCCAAGGUCUGGUAGCAUCAACGGGAAUAUUGAUGCUACCAGAAAUGAAAGAUCCUGUGAACAUGUACCAUUAUCUCUAAAUGGACACACAACUUUUGGCCCUGUUGCUCAAUCUGAAGCUGAAUGUACUUCAAAUAUGUGUUUUUAACUAAUAAUUUCAUGUCACACUGGGCUAUAGUAAUUACACGGGUAUAUUUUCAAUCAGGUGCAUCAAAGCUAAAUGAUGUAAACAAUUAUUUAGCAAACGUUUUUGAACGUUACAAGGUUAAGAAGGUCACCCUCAAAUGAAGUCUGUUUCAAAUGAUGUAUUAAAUAAUUACCAUAUUAUUACACUAGAUACAUACAAUAUUACAUGCUGAAAUUAUUUUUCAUUAUGGUAAAUAAAAAAUGUAAGCCUAAAUGUUCCUGUAUUUUCUGCAAGAAAAAAAUUUAUUUAGCAAGUGCAGCGCUUGUUUCAGCUUGUGUAGGCUAUAAGAUCAAAACUAGGGGAUACCUUCAUGUGUCAUGUGACUGAAGAUUGUUUUGGGGGGAUAUUUUUACCUUUUUUGAUAGCUGAGGUAGAUAUAGGCAAGAAAUGCUGAAAAAGAUAGGACGUGCAACUAUUACAUUUUUUUCUCAAUCCCACUCUUUCAAAAAUUCUGACUAUAUUACAAUAAUUACACAAUUUACUUACAAAGUGUUCAUACAUGUAUGCAUAAAUCUUAUAUGAACUAUUGGUCGGGCCAUUACAAAUUUGGCCCAGGUCCUGAGUAUUUGGAUAGAAUGGAUUAUAUAUGGGUUAUUACUUUUGAGUAUAGAGUCAGUGAUAUUGUUUUGUUACAUUUCACAUCUUUACACACUUACAUUGUGAAUGUAUCUCUCUACAUUGUACAUUAUCACUCAUCUGGCUGCAUUCAGAUGAACAAAUGGAGCACUCACUGAUUGAAGGCUGAUGCGUUUUAAACAUUGUGUUCAUGUAAAACUGUUCUAACUGUAAUUACUUGAGCAGAGUGGGUAAAAAUUGUUCACAUUACUAUGAGAUUUUGAUAUCAGGUAUAUAGCUGCCUGUUGUCAAAAAAGACUUGCAGAAAUAUUUUGCACUAGCACUAAAAAGACCAAUGCAGCAGAUGUUACAGACCACACAAUGUCUAAAAUAUUACAUGGCAACCAUCUGCCUCAAAUGUUCAACAAAACAAAAGAAGCUAAUGUGAACAGUUUAUGUGGCACACGGAGGCUAACCACCUAUUCCACUUCUCUAUAAUCUAGCCAUUAAUGUGUUUAUUUUUUCAUGUUGCACAAUAAUGGUUGUGCUUGUAGGUUCAGGGUAUCUGCUGGUUGUGUGCACAGAGGUCAACCAAGAUGCAGCCCCUUACAACUUUGCAAACAACUCAGUUGCCUUUUUGAUUGCCAUACUUUUCUCAUUUAUGCUCAUGGCAUCAUUCAUGUUCUCUUCACCCUAAAAUGCUCUGUAUGUCGUCCACCUAUUGUUUUGUUGCUUUUGUUGAUAAACCGAGUCAACACCUUUUUUUCUGUGCUAGAGCAGCAAAAAGUUAAAGGUUAGCACUGAGGUAAUAUAUGAUGUACGUAGUUUGGUGCUGUUUGAGGAAAUGUGUCAGAUCAUGUUUAAAGUUGAUCAUUUGCACCAUGAAGGUCAGUAUUGGAUCUAUUAUUUGUUGGGGUUGAUUCUGAAAUGUUUUGUAAAAAGAUGAUAAUAAAGUUUGUGUUUUUUUCCCUUGA